AGCAGAAGAAACCUUUCUGAGUUAAUAGGAACAUUAUUGGGCCCUAACACCUUGUCACUAUGGAAAAGGCCAUUCUUUUAGCCUGUGUUCUUGCUGUUCUGAUACCUACAGGUUUAUGUUUAUCCUGCUAUGAGUGCAAAAUGAAUGAACAGUACAAAUGUGUCGGAGCUUUUAAAGUAUGUGCAAAAAAUGAAAUCUGCCUUUCAGCGUAUGCUAAAACAGAAAUGACAAGUUCACUCAUUGUUGGUCUACGAAAGUGUGCCCCAGCGAAGCUCUGCGACCAGUCAUACAGCUUAUCCUCCAAUGGCAAAAAAAUGACAUUGUCAACCUCCUGCUGCAAAACAAACAAAUGCCAGCCUUCUCCAAAAGUUAAAGACAAUGAAAUAAAGUGCCCCUUCUGUACCGCCGAUGACUCUGGCAGCUGUAGCGGGGAUCAGACCUUGCAAUGCACAGGACCUGAAGACAAAUGCUUUUCCUUCUUUUCUUCAGGCUCCUCAGGGCAACCUACAGCACGUGGCUGUGUCACUAGCAAUAUCUGCAGUUCCAACCUUAAAAAUACAAUUGUUCCUCAAUCAUAUCAAAAUGGAAAAAUAGUAUGUAAAGAUCCAGAGAGCGACCAAACUGGUGAUGGUGACCAAAGCAAUGGUGAUAACUCCAGCUAAAGCACUGGUGGCAGCAACAGUGCAAUCAAGGAUGUUUAAUGCUAGAGUUGAGAACGCUUUUUGCCUUCAGUUUAAUACGGUUAAAAAUGUAUGUUGCUUGCAUUGAAUCCUCACAUAUGGUUGCUGGUAAUUUAAUGUGUGCGCUGAUUGGAGGUGAAAAUAAAUAUUAAUUGAGCUCUGAUUAAAAGUCUAGACAUUAAGAAAA
Molecule: messenger RNA, 867 nt
Organism: Xenopus tropicalis (tropical clawed frog)
Lineage: Eukaryota; Metazoa; Chordata; Amphibia; Anura; Pipidae
Product: phospholipase A2 inhibitor and Ly6/PLAUR domain-containing protein
Exons: 5
Coding region: 60-662 (200 amino acids)
Cellular component (GO): extracellular region
Source: RefSeq, a predicted model, not a curated record